AUGGCUCACAAGAUCCUGCAGGCCGGACUCACGUCGGGCAUGUCUGCGGUGUCAGAGUCCCAUGCAUCGAAACCUGAACCACUGCCCGCCUCCUACGACGGGCUGAAACAUGUUCUGCCGGAUGACUUCACGCCUCGGCUGGAUUCUCGGUACACACUGCGCGGCAAGGAUGGGAGGGAUGUUCAAAUCCCCUUGAUCGUCUGGGGUGCAUGGUCGUGGGGUGACACGUCCACUUUCCACUGGUCCGACGACGAACUGCCCUCUCUCCGGCAAGCGUGGCAGACGUGUCUCGAGAAAGGUAUGACUUUCGUCGACACGGCUCAAGUGUACGGCAGCGGCAGGAGUGAACGGAUUCUGGGAGAUUUGGUCAACAACCAGAGCUGCGGGGUCGACCGCUCACAGAUCAUCGUGCAGACAAAGUGGCUGCCCGACGUCGCGGACGCGGACAUGAACAUCAUUCACCCGGUCGACGCACCAGUGAAGCAGCUGAAGAAGACGUUGGAGAGGAUGAACCUGGACUACGUCGACUGCUAUCUGGUGCACGGGCCGGUCCACGUCAGCUCCAUCAAGCAAGCGGCCGAGGGCAUGGCCAAGUGCGUGGAGGAGGGGAUGACCAAGACGGUGGGCGUCGCGAACUACUCGGUGGAGGACAUGUUGGCCAUGCAACACGCGCUGGCCGAGUACGGGAUACCUCUGGCGACCAACCAAUGCGAGUAUUCGGUCUUGCGACGGAUGCCCGAGAUCGAAGGCAUGCUCGAGGCAUGCAAGCAACACGGCAUCGUGUUUCAAUCAUACUCGGCCCUCGCCCAGGGUCGUCUGUCGGGCAAACACAUUCAGGGAAACCCACAGGCAAAGGAGUACCGGUUCAGCAGCUACAAGAUGGAGCAUUUGGAGCCGGCUCUGCGAGUUGUGCGACGGCUCGCCGCCAAGUACAACGUCAGCGUCACGGCCGUGGCUAUGAACUGGAACAUCUGCAAGGGCGCGAUCCCGGUGGUGGGGAUCAGGAGGGAAUGCCAGGCUACCGAUAACAUGCAGGCGCUGGGAUGGCGACUGAGCAGGGAGGAGAUGGCUGAGCUCGACUCGAAGGGUUUCAAGGGGAAGACGACCAAAUCAUGGCAGCAGGGAUAG
Molecule: messenger RNA, 1128 nt
Organism: Fonsecaea nubica
Lineage: Eukaryota; Fungi; Ascomycota; Eurotiomycetes; Chaetothyriales; Herpotrichiellaceae
Exons: 1
Coding region: 1-1128 (375 amino acids)
Source: RefSeq, a predicted model, not a curated record